UCGGAGCAGAUGGCGGUGGUGGCGGGGAGCGGAUCGCUGCUGCUGCUGGCCGGCUAGGAGGAGGGGAUAACGGGGGGACUCUCGGACGAGACUCGGUGGACAAAUUCUAAUAACUCAAAACAAACCCGGCGCUUGAAUUGGGCGCAUGUAAAUGGACAGGACUUUAUUUUCGCUGCGCUCAAAGCCUAAUUUUCUCUCGCUACGGGCCGAAGGCCUGAGGAUUUAAGUGAUUAUUGGAUUCAGAGUUUCAGCCAACACAGACAUCUGCCCUAUAAACGACGGAUAAAUGCUUGGAAGUCUGUUAUUUAAGAUCUAUUUCAUCUGUCCCCGAUUUGAACCGCCGAACCGGCCUGAUUUAGUACUCAUUCGGACAUUUAAAUCAGCGUUAAAGGGAUUGUUUAUCUCAGUUAGCUGGGAGGCUAAUAACUCGCCUAUUCACAAUGAAUCAAUAUUAGCCGUUAGCAUGUACGGCUAAUUUAAAGGAAUAAAUCCGUAUUCGAUAAUCUCAGACAGCUAUUUUCUAGUGAUAUGGUUUCAGUCACGUGUCUUAUAUCCGGUUGUAUUGAUUACUCGGGUUCGAAAGGUCUUUUGUGGCACUGUCUAAAUGCAUGGAGUCCCGUUGUAUGACUGGCACAGAUAACGUUAGUAAAAUACCUCUUAAUUCUGGAGCAGCAAAACUGUAAUGCUGACUCUGUGUCCAUUUCAGCUCUUAAUGUACCUUCAUUUAGCUUGAGCUCAUUCAUUGAUUCACAUCAGAAGCGGCCCCGGUGUGAGUUUCAAAGGUGUUUGUCAUAGACCAAUACACCUGAGCAGGUAGAGCACGUGCUUGUGUGUGUCAUCAUGGGGAAUACAGUGUCCUGCUGCGUGUCUCCCAGUGGGAGCCCCAAACUACCCCGGCAGGUGGAGCGUCUGGAGGACUAUCAGAUCAACACAGACCUGAGCGAUGACACCGGUCCAUACCUGCAGCACAUCAGUGAUCGAGAAGUGCCCGAUGAUUUGGCUUUAGAGUCCAACCCCUCAGAUCAUGCCCGCGCCAGCACGAUCUUCCUUAGCAAGUCACAGACGGAUGUACGGGAUAGGAGAAAAAGCAAUCACAUAAACCACGUCUCACCUGGUCUGCUUUCAAAGAAGUACAGUUCCUGCUCUACAAUAUUCAUUGAUGACAGUACCGUUAGUCAGCCCAACCUGAAAAGCACAAUCAAAUGUGUCACAUUAGCAAUAUAUUAUCACAUUAAAAACAGGGACUCCAAUAGGUCAUUGGACAUCUUUGAUGAAAAAAUGCACCCCUUAUCUAGGGAGCAGGUUCCUGACGAUUACUCCCGCACAGACCCCGAACACAAACUCAUCUAUCGAUUCGUCCGGACACUGUUCAGCGCAGCACAGCUCACGGCCGAAUGUGCAAUCGUCACUCUGGUAUAUUUGGAGAGGCUGUUGACGUAUGCCGAGCUGGACAUUUGCCCAUGUAACUGGAAGAGGAUUGUUCUGGGAGCCAUCCUGCUGGCCUCGAAAGUCUGGGAUGAUCAGGCUGUGUGGAACGUUGACUACUGUCAGAUCCUCAAAGACAUCACUGUUGAGGACAUGAACGAGAUGGAAAGACAUUUUCUGGAGCUGCUGCAGUUUAACAUUAACGUACCGGCCAGCGUUUAUGCCAAGUAUUACUUUGACCUGCGCUCUUUAGCAGACGACAACAACCUGAGCUUUCCUUUGGAGCCACUGAGCAACGAACGAGCGCAGAAACUAGAGGCAAUCUCAAGACUAUGUGAGGAUAAGUACAAGGAUCUGAGCAGAGUGGCCAUGAGGAGAUCAUUUAGCGCAGACAACCUAGUGGGCAUCCGCAGAUCCAACGCCGUUCUUUCUUAGAGCUUUUGCUCGGACCAGACGGCACUCGAUGGACAAAACUCGUUCUCUGCCCGGCGAUUUUAUGCCAAUCGAAAGAUCCUACACCUUACCCAACCAAUGCAGAACAACAUGGAGACAAAAACAAACUGAAUGAGGGUUUUUUGUUUUGUUUUUUGCUUACUAUGUAGGCUACUAGCUGUGAACUGUCAGUUUUUAAUUGAAAUCAUUUGCAGAUGGAGUAUUUUAAAUAAACACUAAUCAUGUAA
Molecule: messenger RNA, 2105 nt
Organism: Rhinichthys klamathensis goyatoka
Lineage: Eukaryota; Metazoa; Chordata; Actinopteri; Cypriniformes; Leuciscidae
Gene: ccnyl1
Product: cyclin Y-like 1
Exons: 10
Coding region: 841-1860 (339 amino acids)
Biological process (GO): regulation of cyclin-dependent protein serine/threonine kinase activity; regulation of canonical Wnt signaling pathway
Cellular component (GO): plasma membrane
Molecular function (GO): protein kinase binding; cyclin-dependent protein serine/threonine kinase activator activity
Source: RefSeq, a predicted model, not a curated record